UGGAGGAGCACGCGGGAAAGUGCGCGUGCGCGCUCGAGCUAUAGUCGCAACCGUUGUGCCGGCCGUUGAGCGACUUCCGCUUUGAGGCGCGAGCCGGCGAAAGGCUCUGAGGGAGAGAGAGAAAGGGGAAAGCGGCGCGCCCAUUCGUGCGUCGUCUCUGCUGCAGCGCCUCCUCCUCCUGAAGUGAACCCUCCCGCUGCUCGGUUUCCUUCUUUUUCCUUCCUCGAAUCCUCGGGGACGGCCGCCUUCGCCACCUUCUCGUCCUCCUUAGGCGCUCGCUUGGCCCCGGGGCUUCUCCUCCUCCUCCGGGGACCCCUCUCACCAUCCCGGGCCAUGGGGCUCCUGUCGCAGGGCUCCCCUCUGAGCUGGGAGAAAACCCAGCGGCACGCCGACCACGUCCGCAAGCACGGCAUCCUCCAAUUCCUCCACAUCUACCGCGCCGUCGGCGAGCGGCACAAGGACGUGCUCAAGUGGGGCGACGAGGUGGAAUACAUGUUGGUAGUCUUUGACCAUCAAAAUAAGAGAGCGCAGCUGUCCUUAACAGGAGAAGAUGUUCUUCAUACUCUGCAAGAAAAGGGUGAAAGGGUAAACCCCAACCAUCCAACGCUUUGGAGACCAGAGUAUGGAAGCUACAUGAUAGAAGGGACACCUGGGCAGCCCUAUGGAGGAACAAUGUCUGAAUUUAAUACUGUGCAGGACAACAUGAGGAAACGACGUCAAGAAGCUGCUUCUGUACUGAAACAAAAUCAAGCUGUUUGCACUGUCACAUCCUUUCCAAGAUUAGGUUGUCCAGGAUUUACGAUACCAAAGUAUGACCCAACGCCUGUUGAGACAGGAGCUUCCAAAUCACUGUUUUUUCCAGAUGAAGCUAUCAACAAACACCCCAGAUUUAGUACCUUAACAAGAAACAUACGCCACAGAAGGGGAGAGAAAGUGGUGAUAAACGUACCAAUAUUUAAGGAUAAGAAUACUCCAUCGCCAUUUGUAGAAACAUUCCCUCACGAUGAUGGUGAAGCAGCAAGAGCAACCAAGCCUGAUCAUGUAUAUAUGGAUGCCAUGGGGUUUGGAAUGGGCAAUUGUUGUCUUCAGGUAACAUUCCAGGCUUGCAGUAUUUCUGAAGCAAGAUAUCUUUAUGAUCAGUUAGCCACCAUCUGCCCCAUUGUGAUGGCUUUAAGUGCUGCAGCUCCAUUCUAUCGAGGGUACGUGACAGACAUUGAUUGCCGUUGGGGAGUAAUAUCUGCAUCAGUAGAUGACAGAACAAGGGAAGAGAGAGGAUUAGAGCCAUUGAAGAACAACCGUUACAGAAUCAAUAAAUCCAGAUACGAUUCCAUAGACAGUUAUCUCUCUGAAUGCGGUGAAAAGUACAAUGACAUAGAUUUGACAGUAGAUAAGGAAAUCUAUGACCAUCUAGUAAAGGAAGGCAUUGACCAUCUUCUUGCACAACAUAUUGCUCACUUAUUUAUUCGUGACCCACUGACACUGUUUGAAGAGAAAAUACAUCUGGAUGAUGCAAAUGAGUCUGACCAUUUUGAGAAUAUUCAGUCAACAAACUGGCAAACCAUGAGAUUUAAACCUCCUCCUCCAAAUUCAGAUAUUGGAUGGAGAGUUGAGUUCAGACCAAUGGAGGUCCAAUUAACAGACUUUGAGAAUUCUGCGUACGUUGUUUUUGUGGUGCUGCUAACCCGCGUUAUUCUCUCAUACAAACUGGAUUUUCUCAUUCCUUUGUCCAAGGUGGAUGAGAACAUGAAAGUUGCUCAGAAACGGGAUGCUGUGCGGCAGGGCAUGUUUUAUUUUAGAAAAGAUAUUUGUAAAGGUGGCAAUGCUGUAAUGGAUGGAUGUAGCCCGGCUCAAAAUGGUACAGAAACAGUUGGCGAAGAAUAUACCUUAAUGAGCAUAGAUACAAUAAUCAAUGGAAAGGAAGGAGUAUUUCCUGGAUUAAUCCCAAUUUUAAAUUCUUACCUUGAAAAUAUGGAAGUUGAUGUGGAUACAAGGUGCAGCAUUUUGAACUACCUGAAACUAAUAAAAAAAAGAGCAUCAGGAGAGUUAAUGACAGCUGCCCGUUGGAUGCGAGAAUUCGUUGCAAACCAUCCCAAAUACAAACAUGAUAGUGUGAUCACGGAAGAGAUGAAUUACAGCCUCCUCUGGAAAUGCAACCAGAUUGCCGAAGAACAAGUCGAAUGCCCAGAGCUGCUGGGAAUGGGUUUAAACAAAGUAAAAUAUAGUGGAAGCAAACCUGGUACCUUUUGAUGAAAGGGCAUUACUGAGUGAGUGAAAUGUAAAGCAUUCUCUGCCACCUACAUGACUGAUGAACGCCUGCAGUUUCAUAGUGUGAAAACUAAAAAUGGUGCUGCUGCACUAUAAAAUGGGCCAACCUGCCUAAAUGUUCUCUUUAAGACUUCCUUCAAUAGGCAUAUUCUUAUAUUUAAGGUUUGUACUGUGUAUGUGUAAAUAAUAAAAUAUUUUUGAUUUCACAUCAAUGUAUUUUAAUAACAUGAUACUGAAAGUCAUUGUGAACCAGCUUAGAAACUUUUAUAUGCAUAUUCUGGACAAAUUCUCUUUAUCAAGCAACUUUGUAAAUGUACUAUAUUGAUACUUGUAUAUUAUGAGCAUUCCAGGCAUUGAAUGUUUACUCUGACUUUUGUUAUUUGGAGUGCACUUGAAUAAUCUACUGUAUUUUAGAAAGUUCAGAGCCUUAUCCAUAUCUUUCCUCUCGUUCUGCUUUGAGAAGAUGAAUCAGUCCUGGUCCUGCUAACAUGAAUGGCAGAAUCCUCCCAUGUUAUUGGAACCAGAUUUGCAGUCAAGUAACCCAGUUUAUAAACCUGGACUUAAAUAGAUGCUAUCCCCAUUGUAGUCAGUGGACUGUAAUAAAUCCAAACUAAUUUGAGGUAUAAAUCUGUACAUUCUUCAUUUUUGCCAUUGCCCCCAGUCUUUGCCACCUAUAGACCUAAUGCUGUGUAUGCUCUUGAUUCCAAAUAGCUAAAGUUUCUAUGAAAUGCUCCAUCAGAAACAGCAUGUUAGGUUCCUGAAGAAGUACAUUCUUGAUUGGUCAGAAUUGAAGUACUUUGCUUUUACUCUUGAGCAAGCUUCUUGUCCUUCCCCCCUUUUUUAUUUUUCAAAAUUAUGUCCCGGAUGAAGUGUCCCCACCCUCCUGAUUUCUCCUUUUUCCUGUAAGGUGUAUCUUUUCUAGUAUAUAACAAUUGUCUCAAGACAAAUCAUGAUAUGCACUAAUACUUCUCUGGAUCAGGCAUCUGAAGUGUAAAGAAGUUGUACAGCCAGUUGCUGUGAUUGUACAUAUACUUAGAAUUUAGAUAAGAUGAAAGGCUUUUUGUUACUAGCUGCCUAAAAUAAAGAGUACCAUAAGCCAAUUUUACCAUAUGAUAAGAUAUGGAAUACUUAAUAUAAUAUAAUAAGGUGUAAUGGAUUACCAGAAACCAGUUGGGAAAUGGCAGUAAAACUGCCUGGAGAAAAAGAGUGGAGCUUGUUUAUUAGGGAAUGCUCACUUCUAGUUGCAAAUGAGAUAGCAAAACAAUUUGCAAUAUAUUGUGAAUGUCUGAGUGUACAGUUAAUUCAGAUAUAUUUUCUUCAAAAGCUAAACGCUAAAUAAAGUUUUACAAUAUUUGAAACAAA
This is a messenger RNA of Anolis carolinensis (green anole), 3627 nucleotides long. It is a transcript of the gene gclc, whose product is annotated as glutamate-cysteine ligase catalytic subunit. The record is from RefSeq and is a predicted model, not a curated record. Lineage: Eukaryota; Metazoa; Chordata; Lepidosauria; Squamata; Anolidae. Gene Ontology annotation, cellular component: glutamate-cysteine ligase complex. Gene Ontology annotation, molecular function: glutamate-cysteine ligase activity. Gene Ontology annotation, biological process: glutathione biosynthetic process. The transcript is spliced from 16 exons. The coding region runs from base 334 to 2247 and encodes 637 amino acids.